Phaedon cochleariae (mustard beetle) is the source of this 1482-nucleotide messenger RNA. The record is from the annotation of a GenBank genome assembly. Lineage: Eukaryota; Metazoa; Arthropoda; Insecta; Coleoptera; Chrysomelidae.
AUGGCUGCACCUAUGACAUUUCUCAUUUACGCGGUAUUUUUUUCAUUAUUGUUGAGUGUGGUUUGCGAGAGCCCUGAGGAGACAAAAAGAAAAAGGGCGCUGUUGAUCAAAAAACACCUGAAAAGGUUGAAAAAACAGGAAGGCGGGAUUAAAUUGGUGGGAGGGAGAGGUGAAAAUGAAGGAAAUGUGUUGAUUCUCCAUGACGGAACCUGGGGCCCGAUUUGUGAUGAUGAAUGGGACGUCACUGAAGCGAGAAUAAUCUGCAAACAACUCGGCUAUCCGGAAAAGAGUGCCCAGCCGACAGUCAAUUCAUAUUUUGGACCUGCUAGAAGGAAAUUUUGGAUGGACAAUAUCUACUGUGAGGGAUCUGAGUCGGAAAUUUCAGAGUGUCGUUUUGAUGGAUGGGGACAGAAUGACUGCACCUCAACUGAAGCUGCUGGUGUCAUCUGCAGUGAGCCAGAAGAAACGAAAAAAGAGAGUUUCAAAACUGUGGAAACAACUAUGAAGUCCAUGGUUCAGUUACCAAGAAAUAUGAGAGUACGACUAUCAAAUGGUAGAAUAAAAACGGAAGGAAGGGUGGAAAUAAAAACUGAAGAUGGUGAAUGGCAGCCGAUAUGUGGUGAUGGGUGGUCUCUUUUUGAAGCUUUAGUCGUCUGCAAAACUCUCAACUUAGGAUAUGCCAGUGAUGCAAUGCAAACAGACUUCUUCGGUGGAAAUCUGACAGCAAACAGCCCAGCAGGCAUUAAAUGCAUUGGCAAUGAACUCACUCUAUCACAAUGCCAACACGACAAAAGUUCUACAGGGAGGUGUCCCAGCAAGGAUAUGGCUGCUGUCUCCUGCACCAACUCAAUCGCCGACCUGAUCAUCGACCACGUGGAGCUGAUGCGGACCGCCCACCUGCAGGACCAGCCCAUGUUCUUCCUGCAAUGCGCCAUGGAGGAGAACUGCGUCGCCUCCACUGCUUAUGAAGUGCAGAAGGACAAUCCCGCGUGGCACCUGGAAACCCGAAGGCUGUUGCGCUUCACCGCCAAGAUCUUCAACGCGGGCACGGCCGACUUCCGGCCGGCCGUGCCGAAGCACCUUUGGGAGUGGCACAUGUGCCAUAUGCACUACCACAGCAUGGAAGUAUUCGCCACGUUCAACAUCUACAACAGCACCGGCCAAAGGGUAGCGGAGGGCCACAAAGCCUCCUUCUGUCUGGAAGACAACCAGUGCAUGCCGGGAGUGAAACCGGUAUUCGCCUGCGCCAAUUACGGCGACCAAGGCAUUUCAGUCAAUUGUUCGGACAUAUACAAGUACACCGUCGACUGCCAGUGGGUGGACAUCUCCGAUUUGGACCCUGGUAAAUACACGAUGAAAGUUGCCGUCAAUCCCGAAUUCAAAGUACCGGAAAUGAGUUUUGAGAAUAACGCGGCCGUUUGCGAUUUUUACUAUUCAGAGACGUAUGCGACGGUCACUAAUUGUGUCGUUCAACGACCAUAA